AUGUCUACCAACAAGUCUCUCACCUUCAAGAAAAUCCCCCAGGGAUACCCCGUCCCCGGGGAGCACUUGGUCGUCGAGGCUGCCCCCUACGACAACAAUGUUGCUGCUCCCAACAAUGGAGUCGUCUUGCAAUCCCUCUACACUAGUUUUGAUCCCUACAUGCGUGGACGCAUGCGCCCCGCGGAGGUCAAGUCAUACGCUCCCGCAUUCGAUCUCAAUAAGCCCGUUCAGAGCGCCACCAUCGGCAAGAUCGUGCGCUCCAACAACGCCAGUUACAAGGAAGGCGACCUCAUCAUCGGUCAUGUUGCAAUUCAGGAGUACAUUGCCCUCGCCGAGGAACAGCUUGUUUUCAUCCGUAAGCUCGAAAAUCCCCUCGGAAUUGAGGACAUUCGUGUCUUCCUCGGUCCCUUGGGCAUGCCUGGUCUGACCGCAUACUCCUCGUUGUACGAGAUUGGUAAGCCCAAGAAGGGCGAGACCAUCUUUGUCUCUGCUGCCAGCGGCGCUGUCGGCCAACUGGUCGGCCAGCUCGCUAAGCAUGAGGGCCUACGGGUCAUCGGAUCCGUCGGAUCGGAUGAGAAGCUCGAGUUUAUCACCAAGACGCUUGGGUUUGACGGCGGCUUCAACUACAAGACCGAGAAGCCCGCUGAUGCGCUUGCCCGUCUCGCUCCUGAAGGCAUUGAUAUCUACUAUGAGAGCGUUGGCGGCGAGCAACUUGAGGCUGCUCUUGAUGCCAUGAAGGACUUCGGCCGUGUUAUUGUCUGCGGUCUGAUCUCCCAGUACAACACUGCCCCUUACCCCAUCAAGAACAUCCACAAUGUGCUCGUCAAGCGAAUCACUAUGCGCGGCUUCAUCGUCAGUGACAAGGGCAUGGGUGAUGUCUACACCAAGGAGCACCAGGAGCGUGUGCAGAAGUGGAUCAAGGAGGGCUCGUUCAAGGUGCUCAUCCACGAGACGGUUGGCAUCGAUAACGCUGCCGAUGGCCUAGUCGGCAUCUUCUACGGCAAGAACAUGGGCAAGGCUGUCCUGAAGUUCUAA
This is a messenger RNA of Penicillium paradoxum, 1035 nucleotides long. RefSeq names its product MDR family NADP-dependent oxidoreductase. Lineage: Eukaryota; Fungi; Ascomycota; Eurotiomycetes; Eurotiales; Aspergillaceae. Bases 1 to 1035 code for a protein of 344 amino acids. Gene Ontology annotation, molecular function: oxidoreductase activity, acting on the CH-CH group of donors, NAD or NADP as acceptor. The transcript has a single exon. The record is from RefSeq and is a predicted model, not a curated record.